Paramecium octaurelia is the source of this 1644-nucleotide messenger RNA. Lineage: Eukaryota; Ciliophora; Oligohymenophorea; Peniculida; Parameciidae. The record is from the annotation of a GenBank genome assembly.
AUGAUUAAAUUUUCUUUUCUGCUUCUCAUUUUGAGAGUAAUUCAAAAUGCUGAAAGCAAAUAUGAGCUCUUCUACUCUGCUUUCAUUGAUAACAAUUUCAAUAAUGAAGGUUUAUAAAUUAAUUAUUAAUUAGGGUGGCACAUUGAAAACAAUAGGAGCAAUCUUAUAUUUACGAUUUGUGAUAAUCAGACAUUGUUUGGGGGUUAUAACACUUUUGCUAUAAACACAUUAAUUACUUACAAUUCAAGUCUUCCGCCUCACUAUAAAAUAAAAAUUUCAUUCAAGUUUUGGAAGUAUAUGACAACUUUAUAUUUUAGAAUUGAUAGCUGGAAUGACGAAUGGCUUUACAUAUUCAUUGAUGAUUAAAUAAUAUAACAAAAGUUUGCUAUGAGAGAAGGUUAUCCAAUUUGUGGUGUUUUUGAUGCAGAUUCUUUAGAGAAAGAGGUCUUAUAUGAAGUCGAAAUGAUUCACACUAAUAAAUUUAUUUUUAAUAUAAUAACCUCAAAUUUAGACCAAGAAGGAAACAAUGUAUAAUUAUGAAAAAUUUAGGAAUCAUGGGGGAUUCAUGAAUUCAAAAUUGAAAUUUUAUAAUGCCCAAAAGGUUGCAUUUAUUGCUUUGAUGAUCUUAGUCCAUGUGAUUUUUGGAUCAAUAUUAAAUCAAUUUUGUAAACUCCAAGUUAGUUUGAUGAAUGGAAAAGGGAAGAUAAUACAACAAUCUCUUCAAGUAUAUGCGCUGGUUUAAAUAUAACUGGAGGAGAACAUAUAUUAGGAGUAAAUUAAACAGUAUAAAAUAUAAUCAUCAACUUCCCUCCACAUUUUUAGGCUAUAAUAGAAUUUAAACUCUGGUUAUUUGGCAAUUGGCCUAAUGAUACUUUUAUUCUUAAGCUUGAUGACUAUCAAUUAUUAGAAGUGCCUUUAAAAAAUUAAACUGGUCCUCUUAUUAAUUGUGGUGGCACUAAACAAAACGUUGCUUUUAUAAAUCUAAGGGCUUAAACAGAUCAUUCUUAAGAAUCAAUGAAAAUUACAUUUGCCACUAAGUCAAAUUCAAGUAAUAUCAAAUAUUGGGGAAUUAAUGCAUUUGAUGCAUAUAUUGCUAAAUGUUCAAAUAAUUGUCAGAUCUGCUUAGGACCUGGGCAAAAAUAAUGUAUUGCUUGCAUUAAAGAUUGGGUGCUAUUUAAAGGAGAUUGCAUCUAUUUUGAUAAAAUUCCUCCUUUAACCUGUGUGUCUACCAAGAUUAUUUAAAAAGUAAAACCAAUUUCAAAUAAUAUUAACUAAAUAUAGUUUCAAAGUGAUUUAAUGGCUUAAAAGUCCUUAAAAUUAGGCGAAAAUGAAAUAGAAUUUGAUUAAACAAUUCCUACCUUAAACUUUGAAAUUCAAGCCCGAUGCCUUCAGAACUUAAAAAUUCAAAAUUCCAUUAAAAUCUUUAUUAGAUAAAGCGAUUAGCAACAAUACAUGUUUACUCGCGGUUGCCAAGAUAGUUCCCCAGGUUUUAUUUUUUAAAUAAAUUUACAAUAAAAGUUUGAACAAAUUAAAUAAUUUAUACUGAAUUUAAGUGAAACAAGUGUUGAAUUAUAUUAAUUAGUCAUUUUGGAUUAUCAGGAGACUAAAAUUUUAACCUUUAGCGUAAAUUUCACAUCGAUUUGA